This is a messenger RNA of Paracoccidioides brasiliensis Pb18, 384 nucleotides long. RefSeq lists its product as uncharacterized. The transcript has a single exon. The record is from RefSeq and is a predicted model, not a curated record. Bases 1 to 384 code for a protein of 127 amino acids.
AUGCCGUUGGUUCAACCUCAGCCUGAUUUAGCAUUGGUGGGAUUCGGAGCGGCUGGUUUAGUAUACGAAGUUGGUGACGAUGUUGUUUUCAAGACCUGUCAAGUCGAAGAAGUCCCUUCGAGUGAUACCUCUGGUGACGAUCGACGCUGGAGCGUGCGUGACGCGCCCUUGGGCUUCUUGCUGAUAUUUGUCGACAGAAAUGGCAAUUUGGCCCUGCCAGAAAUAGGGACCGGUCAUCAAGGCAUUGAUACGAUCAUUCGAAAAGCAUGCUUAGGAGAGGUCAGCUCCAAUUCGCAGAUGCUAACACAUCCUGAUUCCAUUAACACAGAUAUGAAACACAUUGCUCAUGAUGUUACUCCACCCCGCCGUCAGUGGAAAUCUUAA